AAGGAAGAACAGUUGGAGCAGCAAGACACACCUGAGAAAGCUACCUGAGAAAAGCGCUAUAUUCCAGAAUAUUCUGAAGAAAACGCUUCAUCAUGGCACGACUGACCAUCCUGGCUGGAUUGGCACUUCUGAUGUGUCUUCAGACUGUCUAUUCCACCAAACUGGUGUGCUACUUUACCAACUGGUCCCAGUACAGACCGGGGGUUGGAAAAUACACCCCUGACAACAUAGAUCCAAACCUCUGUACGCACCUCAUCUAUGCCUUCGCCAUUAUCAGCUCCUCCAAUGAGCUGUCUACGUUUGAGUGGAACGAUGAUGUUAUGUAUAAAUCCUUCAAUGCACUGAAGAACAGAAACCCUCAGCUGAAAACUCUGCUGGCUGUCGGUGGGUGGAACUUUGGAACAACACAAUUCAGCCUCAUGGUCUCAUCUCCGGCCAACCGUCAGGUGUUCAUCCAGUCUUCCAUCAAAUUUCUGAGACAACAUGGCUUUGAUGGACUAGAUCUGGACUGGGAGUACCCGGGAUCACGAGGAAGCCCACCAGAGGACAAGAAAAGGUUCACAUUACUCUGCCAGGAAUUACUUGCUGCCUUUGAGAGGGAAUCUGCUGAGACCAAAAAGCAGAGACUGCUGCUCACAGCUGCUGUGGCGGCUGGAAAGGGAACUAUUGAUAACGGCUAUGAGAUUGCUACUGUGUCCAAUUAUCUAGACUUUGUAAGCGUCAUGACUUACGACUUCCAUGGAGCCUGGGAUUCAUUCACUGGCCACAACAGCCCUCUAUACAACAGCUCUGUCAUGCAUGGUCAACAUAUCUACUACAAUGUUGACUUUGCCAUGAGAUACUGGAGAGAUCAAGGAGCUCCUCUAGAAAAGCUGCUGGUUGGUUUUCCCGCAUAUGGUCGCACAUUUCACACAUCAUCAGCAGCUAGUGGUGUUGCAGCAUCAGCCAGUGGACCAGGCACUGCUGGGCCCUACACCCGAGAAGCAGGAAUGUUGUCCUACUAUGAGGUUUGCACUUUCCUUGAUGGAGCCACCACUCACUGGAUUGAGGAACAAAAGGUUCCCUAUGCAGUCAAAGGCAAUGAAUGGGUGGGAUUCGACAACAAGCAGAGUUAUGAAAUCAAGGCAGAGUAUGUGAAAGAUAACAACUACGGCGGAGCAUUCGUCUGGUCUCUGGAUAUGGACGACUUUUCUGGACAAUUCUGCGGUCAGGGAAACUAUCCUCUCAUUGGAUAUCUCCGCUCUCGUCUGGAUUCAGUGACUACUUCCAGCGAUACCCCAAACCAGCCUGGCGUUCGUGCAACCACAGCAUCUCCUGGCAUGAAAACUCCCAAACCAACCAGAUCUCCUGUUUUUGGGCGUAAUUUCUGUGUAGGCAAGCGUGAUGGUAAUUACGUCAAUGAAUAUGAUAGACACACCUUCUAUCAGUGUGUCGCCGGAAUCACGUACAUACAGAGAUGUCCUGCUAAUUUGAUUUACAAUGACAGAUGCGACUGUUGCGUAUAUAAUAGAUGAUUCAGUCAAGCUUUUGCGGAUUUAAAUGCUGGAUGGACAGCAUCAAUGUAAUGUCCUCUCUCGCUCUACAACUGUGUUCUUGCUGAAAAAGUUUAACACCUUUAUUUAAAAACUCAAAAGGAGAUUUGUUUUUUCAUAUCUGCCAAGAUGUUUCAAGUGUACUGAAGUAAUUUGUAAUGUGUGGAGACAUGUAUACCUUUUAAUAAAUUUUCCUGUUUUUGCUUCCUCAAA
This is a messenger RNA of Xiphophorus hellerii (green swordtail), 1745 nucleotides long. RefSeq names its product acidic mammalian chitinase-like. NCBI's taxonomy places the organism in Eukaryota, Metazoa, Chordata, Actinopteri, Cyprinodontiformes, Poeciliidae. Gene Ontology annotation, molecular function: chitin binding; hydrolase activity, hydrolyzing O-glycosyl compounds. Gene Ontology annotation, biological process: carbohydrate metabolic process. The coding region runs from base 93 to 1514 and encodes 473 amino acids. The record is from RefSeq and is a predicted model, not a curated record. The transcript is spliced from 12 exons. Gene Ontology annotation, cellular component: extracellular region.